CUGAAAUCUAUCGGAGCUUUGGAAGUUUCUGCGCGCUAUCGGCAACUUUCAAACUCGUGAACUGUGCUCUCGAGUGAGAAAUUGUGAGUGAAACUGUGACAAUGUACGCAACGUGUUUCGCGCUAAUUAACAUGGUGAUGCUCAUCUGGAGUGUAGACGCCCAAAACUACCAAGGCCUCAAUGACUUGGACAUCCUCCCCGAGGGCAAGCCCCCAAGUUUUGUAACUCCUGGCCAAACUUACCGCAUAGCCGCCGGAAGCACUGUGGUUUUACCUUGCAGGAUAACUCCGGCAGGUGCCUACGUGCUUGCUUGGAAACGAGGAAUUGCAGUUUUGACAGCCGGACCGGUGAAAGUCACCCCUGAUCCGAGGGUGAGACUACUACCGUCCCCGGUGAGCACUUCGAGCUUAACCGGAAUACCGGAACUAUCCGGAGAAGGAUAUAGUUUGGAAUUGAAGGAUGUUAGACCGCAAGAUGCCGGAGAUUAUGUGUGCCAAAUUGGAACAAUGGAGCCGAGAGAAAUUACACAUACUUUGGAGAUAUUGGUGCCUCCCCGAAUCCAUUACGUUUCCCACACCGGUCCACUGGAAGUCCUCCAGGGUGCUACAGUGAAAAUGGAGUGUCGAGCAUCAGGCAAUCCCGUGCCAACCGUCGCCUGGACUAGAAAGAACAACGUUUUGCCAAGCGGCGAACGUUCGGUUUCCGGUUUAUCUCUCGUAAUUCAGCGCGCGGACCGCCAUUCCGCAGGCCAAUAUCAAUGCUCGGCUGAUAACGGCGUCGGCCAACCUGACACACGUCAUAUCACCCUUAACGUUUUAUACGGACCGGAAGUGGAAACUGAAAGAGCGACUGUACACACGGGAAUUGGACUUGAAGCACAGUUGGUGUGUAUAGUUCAUGCAGAACCAGCUCCACAGGUGCUUUGGUUUAAGGAUACGGCCCAACUGGGUACCACGGAACAACAUGCAGCGCACGCAAGAGGCAAUAGAUACACCCUCGUUAUUCGCAACGUCACUUCGGCGGACUUUGGAAACUACAGUUGUGUUGCAAGCAAUUCGCAUGGAAAAGGCCGCGGACAACUUACUUUAACUGGAACUGCAGGAUUGGCAGUUUUUGACUCGCCACCUCUUAGCACCGAAAAAGAUUCAUAUAACGUGUCUUGGUCGGUCAAUAGCCAUGCUGCCAUCACCGAAUACCGACUGUUUUAUAGACAGCAACCCCACCAUCAUCACGGCCACCAUGCCGAAAUGUACAACAGUACUAAAUUUACUUACCGCAACGACUGGAACAGUGUUGUUCUUCCUGGUGCUGGUGUUGUCAACCUCCAAUUUCCGUUACCUCCACCUUAUCCAGGGGUCACUCGUCAACGAAUGUUUUACCUGAUCAAGUCUUUACAGCCAUCUACUACCUAUGAAGCAAGAGUUCAAGCAAAGAAUCAGCAUGGAUGGAACAAGUUGUCGCCUAUUUUCCACUUUACAACUAGAUCAAUCGAAAUGGAAAACAUGGUAGAACCAUCCGCCCAACCGGCAGUCUACGGAGUGAGCCAACAAGGAAUGGCCCCUUUCAGCAGUGGCGUUCGUGAACAGUUCACUUCAGCAAGUGUGAUUCUUGUGUUAGUGUUGAAGUUCUUUUAAAACAAAACUGAAAAGAUGUGAAUUAAACCAAAGUGUUGAUACCACGUACAAUAUUGUGAUAACUGUGGAUAAAAGGUGAGAAUUGACAACUCGACUAUGUUUUUUCAUGUGAAAAGUGACAUUUUUUUCCGAUGUUGCUUAUUAAGUGUAUAGAUAUUAAAUUUGUUCAUCUUAAGGUAAUUCACGUUUAGAUAGAAGAGCGAAACAUUUUAUUAUUUAUAGGCUUUUAAAGACACUUUGUUUCAAAUGAGAGGGUUCAGUCGUUCACUACGUGUACUAGUAUAUCAUAGAACUAACUUUAUAUCGUUAUCACUCUCCAUGGUGUCUUUUCCCUAUUGUUGUUUACGAGUGUUUUUCGUUGGAAUCAAUUGUCAAUGUAAAUUCGGUUUUACAUAAUUUUUCACUGCUUUUUUGCUUGCACAUAUACGUAAAUGUCAUUGUAUAUAAAGACUGAACUAUUUUUAUAAGAGUGCAAUAAGAUGUAUUAGUUCUAUAACUGUUUCAAUGAUAACGAUGUCAAAUAAUAUGUAAAUAAAGC
Molecule: messenger RNA, 2172 nt
Organism: Tribolium madens (black flour beetle)
Lineage: Eukaryota; Metazoa; Arthropoda; Insecta; Coleoptera; Tenebrionidae
Product: protein amalgam-like
Exons: 8
Coding region: 102-1634 (510 amino acids)
Biological process (GO): homophilic cell-cell adhesion; synapse organization
Cellular component (GO): neuronal cell body; plasma membrane; axon
Molecular function (GO): axon guidance receptor activity; protein binding
Source: RefSeq, a predicted model, not a curated record